Rhopilema esculentum is the source of this 3505-nucleotide messenger RNA. Its product is annotated as cation channel sperm-associated protein subunit gamma 1. The record is from RefSeq and is a predicted model, not a curated record. Gene Ontology annotation, cellular component: sperm principal piece; CatSper complex; motile cilium. Lineage: Eukaryota; Metazoa; Cnidaria; Scyphozoa; Rhizostomeae; Rhizostomatidae.
CCCGCCAAAAUCGAGAGACCUUUCCUUGCUUCUUCCCUUCACUUUUCCUCACCACUUGUUCCAAUACUAAUGUGACGGCCCACCUUAAGUGUAAAUCCACCUUGUCAACAUAAACACAUAACGCGGGAAAAUGAGAACGGCGAUACCGAACCGAAGCUAAAGAUUUCAGUUUUUCGUACUGCAAAAUACCUUAUAGACAAUGGCAUAAAUUGGAUUCAUAAACUGUACAUUUUAAGCUUGACUUCAAUACCUGCUUUGUUCCAGAUAGAUAAUUAGCUGCAGCUUUGGAUAAGCAAAAGGAGAGGCUAUGGAAUUUAAACUACUCGUAUUGACCUUGUCUGGGAUCAUUCAAUUUCCUAUUACUGCAAGUGUUUCCGAGAGUGAUGGUGGAUAUCAUUGGAAAAUUGACAUCGUAAGACAUGUUCCAAGUAGCCUUGGCAGCGCCAAAUGGCAAUUUGUCAAAAUGAAAGACCUUUCCUGUUCAAGUGACAUAUGCACUGAUAUCUACGCCAAAAUAAGAGCACUUCAUGACUCGCCACAUAUUGACAAUGAUGAGUUCAGUAGAGUUACUGCAGGAAUGAACCCAAGAGUCAUAAUGAUGAUCAAAGAAAAUAACAAAGAAAAUAACAAAGAAGAGCUCCACAUUGUUGAUCCACUUGUAGUUGAAUCUGAUCACUGCAUGUGCUUGCAGAAUGCUACAUUCCAAUGGAUCCUGUCAAGCUCUUUGCAAAGCAAUUGUCUGUCUGGGACAACAGUUUGUGAACUUGUUUUCGCUGCACCAGUACCAAUAACACGGUUGACUGUUUCCAUCAUGAUAACGGUGGAAUCAUCAGAAGCCAGUUUGUUUAUACCAUCAAAGAGUAUCAUAUUCUACAACACAAUUAACUUUGUAAGCUUGGAAAGAAUUUUCAACUUUGGGGCAGUCACUCCGCUGAACCGUACUGCCAGUGCACGGUUUUUGAAGAUCAAACGAAUACCUGAAAACAGCGGCUUGUGGGUGUUGCCAGUAGGAAAGCAACUUAUUACAACAUGCAGUGAAUUCGAAGGAAAAACUAUUGCUGAAAUAAUAUUACCAAAGCAAUCACUACCAGAGAUUUGCAGCAGUUGGGAUGAUGAUGUCAGAGAUAUUUUAAGUUUACCCGAUCGCUUGCUAGUUGCUACAAAGUUUGGCCUUCUUCAGUACUAUAUCGUUCAUCGAAGUAAUCAAGCAACGAACCCAGUCCGCAUUCUACAAGCCUGUAUUGAAAGAAUCGACACAACCAGCCAAGCCUCGGAAUCAUCCUAUUACGUCAUGGCUUUAUCCAACAACUCAGAGACAUUUUACUUUGGCCAGGUCUCGAAAGGUGAGGCGUUGGUCAUGAAGCCAGCCAGUAACUCGCUAAAUCAAUCAAUCUGCCAGUUUUUGACCCAUGGUUCAGAAUGUGAAGUCCGUGCUUUCGCCUCCUCCGCUCUCAAGGCCGAUAAAUUAUUUGUUCUUGUCAAAGCGGUUCAGUAUUUGCUGGUAUCAUUUUCAGUUGGUACUGCUUCGUUUGAAGUCGUCCAAGCUCUCUCUCAGGAAAAUAUCCAAAAUUCCCGAUUGCCAAAAUCUGCGAUGGGAUCAUUCGAUUUGAUUGAUAUGUCCUUCACACAGUUGCAUGCGUAUCAUCUGUUUAUUUGGGGUAGCGUUUUGCUGUACAGUCCAAAUGCUGGCCAAUUAGUAUUCAAGAUGGUAGAUCUGAAGGAUGAGAUUAUACAGAUAUUUGAGACAUCAUUUCGAGGAGACUAUGUCUUUGUGACUAACCUUGGAAAGGUUUACUUUGGCAAGGUCGGUACCAUCAGCACUAGGCAUUUGAAGUCAGUAGAAACAGCCAGAAGUUUGACUGUGUUUUUCGAUUCAACUGGUGGACUUUAUCAGCUUGUAUCAACCAAAGAUAAUUGUAAUACUUCUGCAUGCUUGAAAAAGCUAAGAGUACCGGUGAGAGAUUCAUUGCUCCGAGAGAACACAUACCUGAAAAUCAUCAACCGAUACCGCUUUUGCACACAGAGUUGCCGUGGCGAUUGCGAAAAACUAACCUUGCUUUCUUGUCAGAUUGAUCAUUCUAAAACCAGAAAGAUAGAAAGAACCUGCCCAUUUGCAAAAAUCAAACUGAAGUCAUCUAAUUUCCAGUUUUUCUCCCGGAUUUCUCUUACGUUGCAUUGCAGAGACAAAUUAAACUCGAAAUUUGCCACCAAAUUAGAUGAAGUAGGGACUAGUUUAUUUUGGAAGGAGAAAAUUACGGCGAACAGCACAGCACUGGAUAAUUGUCUAUGGGAAGACUCCUCUCAUGAAGGCCAUCGUCUUCCAGCUUCAAUUUCUCUUGGUCGUGGAAUAUGCUACGAAUUCUUUAUUCAAAUAUUUUUAGAUCACAGAGACACCACAGGUUUGUAUUUUCACGAUUUCAAGCUUGAAGACAUUCGACUGUCGGUGAUUAUCUCCAGGCCUGAUGAGCUUAUAGUGAAACUGAACCGCUCGCUAUCAUACGGCGAUGAUUCCGUGAAAUACAAGAUUGAUUUAUGCGACUCUGGAAAGAAAAGGAAGCAAAAUCCACCUGGCACUGGACAAGAUAUAAUUUCUCCAGAGCUGAAGGUGGUUGGAUCUGAGCUGAACUGUAUACCCAGGAGCUACCAAGAGGCUGAAGAUGUCCAGGGUUAUUUUGCACCAAAAAUUCUGCUUGGCUGUCCAGCUGGACAAAAAGUAGUCUUCGACCCUCAGCUUUCAAAAAGCAAAGGAAAGGCGAAUUACUGCGACGACGAUUCGCCAACGGUUCCAUGCUUCCAUUUUGAACGAGAAUUUUCACCUAUUUUCCGCCACGUUGACGAGGCUACGCUAAAGACAGAAGAGUUUUCUGGUAACUACACUUUAGUUAUCGUGGCUGGCGGCACAACCUUAGACAACGUUCGUUAUUUUAGCGAAGAAGAGAAAAAGCUGUUCAACUAUGAAGCAGGGUGGCUCUGCAGUAGCAACAGUCCUUGCUCGGGAAUCGCGCCUGUCUUCCCGCAUCCCCCCGUCUUCUACUUUAUCGUAGAGUUUUCAAACAGGAACGUUGAUAAUUCGAACUGCGAUUUCACGUUUCACUUUGCAAUCAAAAUUGAAGGUCUUGCUCCUGGCUCUAUCAAUCCAUCCUUGAUAAUUGUGUUGAUCUCAAUUGGUUUGAUGAUAAUUGGCCUUCUGGCGUAUUUUGUCUUGAAAAAACGCUAUAACCAUGUUUUGGAGCGCUUCCAGUGGGUAUACGUCGUGAGGCUCUUCCAGAAACCAAACAAAGUUGAGAUGAGUGAAGAACCUGGGCUAACAAGAACUGAACCAAAUGCUGAAAGUGUUUGAUAUACAAGCCUGAUUGACAAUAUUAACGAAGUGCCUGUGACUUGCACAAAAUGGCUCAGCCGUUCAUCCACAAGAAUUGUUCCUAAGUUCAUGGAGGCCAGGAGCGAAUCACUGGUUGCCUCAACACGCCUUGUUAAACUGUAUCUUUGUCAGUUGAUACUAGAG